Acanthamoeba castellanii str. Neff is the source of this 360-nucleotide messenger RNA. RefSeq lists its product as uncharacterized. The transcript has 2 exons. The record is from RefSeq and is a predicted model, not a curated record. NCBI's taxonomy places the organism in Eukaryota, Discosea, Longamoebia, Acanthamoebidae. Bases 1 to 360 code for a protein of 119 amino acids.
AUGACGAUGCUCGAAACAGCAACACACAUGCCGAUGCUGGCCAGCGACACCACCACCACGGCCGCGAGCAGCGCCUGGGGAAUCGGGCAGGAGAAAGCAGCAGCAGCAGGAGGAGGAGCGGAAGCGGAGGUGGUGAGGGGCGAGGUGAGGAACCGGGCGCGCUUCGAGGCGGCCCUGGCCGGCAUCCUGGGCGCCGACUUGGCCCCGCGGGGCGCCGCGGCCGGUCGCCUGUACGAAGUGUUCGUGGCGUAUUUCCUGCACCAGGCCCUCCACCACGACAAGGCACUCUCCGCCCACCGCCUCACCCUCACCCUCCUGGGCGACCCCACCGCAGCACCAACCAACGGCGUGGGCGGAUGA